GUUGAGGUUAUGUUUUUUAAUGUACCUACAGAAGCAAGAAGUGGAAGCUACAACAAGAGAAUUAAAUUGAGAAAUGUUUCAAUAAAAGAUUAGCUGAUAUUAUAAAUAAAAGUAAGAUUUUCAGAGCAAUGAUCAGGGCCGGAUUACAACGUCUCGCUAGUGUGUUUAACAACCAAGGUGGAAUUCUUUCCCGACUUAUAACACAAAAUGCUCCAGCCCAGCAUCAACCAAUUGCUGAUACGACAAAGGAUGUUAUCACAACAUGUAACAAAUUAAUUGAAGAAAAAUCUCAUCGCAAUUUUGCUAUAAUACAUUUGCUGGGGAAACAGUGGCGGGUGACGGACGGGGAUCUGCUAGUUGUGGAGGGUUAUUGGCCACCUAACAUUGGUGAUAAGAUUACAUUGGACAAAGUUUUGUUGGCUGCAUCAAAAGAUUUCUCGCUCAUCGGCAGACCAUUGGUCCAACCAGGAUUAGUCACAGUGACUGCAACAAUCAUAUCAAAAGGUCUCUCACACACAAGAACACACUUCAAGAAGAAAAGAAGGAAGCAGUUCAUGAGAAUCAAUUUCCAAAAAGCUCAGCAAACUAUACUGCGAAUUAAUAAUGUAGACAUCAAGAAUAACAUUAAUGACGCUCCAAAGAACGUAUUUUAGUUGAUAAUUAAUUCAGUAGUUUAAUAAAAUGCCUUAACUCGACACAA
Bicyclus anynana (squinting bush brown) is the source of this 700-nucleotide messenger RNA. RefSeq names its product 39S ribosomal protein L21, mitochondrial (gene mRpL21). The record is from RefSeq and is a predicted model, not a curated record. Gene Ontology annotation, molecular function: structural constituent of ribosome. Gene Ontology annotation, cellular component: ribosome; mitochondrial large ribosomal subunit. Bases 129 to 653 code for a protein of 174 amino acids. Lineage: Eukaryota; Metazoa; Arthropoda; Insecta; Lepidoptera; Nymphalidae. The transcript is spliced from 2 exons.